Molecule: messenger RNA, 8330 nt
Organism: Clupea harengus (Atlantic herring)
Lineage: Eukaryota; Metazoa; Chordata; Actinopteri; Clupeiformes; Clupeidae
Gene: shroom3
Product: shroom family member 3
Biological process (GO): actin filament organization
Cellular component (GO): apical plasma membrane; cortical actin cytoskeleton; adherens junction
Molecular function (GO): actin filament binding
Source: RefSeq, a predicted model, not a curated record
AAAGGCUUUGAGUGUUAAAUUACAAGUAUACUCAUAUGCCUCUUUUAAUGCUAUUAGUACAGGUGGUAUCUUUGUUCACUCUUGGGAAUGCACAUAAAAGGGACACGGAGACAUGCUGGUGCUCUUCUUGUUUUCCUUGUUGGAGAGGUUGGACUGGAAUUUUGAUGAAGUAAUCAAGACACAAUAAUGGAAUGACCGAGGGACGGUCUGUUUGUCCUGCGCAGUGUGUGAGCCGCAGCAGAAUAGAGAGCUGGUCACGGAGAUGACUGAACCAAACCUCUGUCAUUGGGUUUCUACACGGUUCCUGUCGGUCUGGGCAGAAAGUGAAGCGGCUUACGUGCCUUGCGCAUGCGCUGUGCAAGACCCAUGAGUAAUGAGCUGGGCAGGAGGACAAAAUAUCGCAUCCAUGGAUUCGAAAAGUUUCAGCGCAUCAGGAGAACCAGCUGAAAUCCCGAUCCGACUCGUGCGUGGUUCGACAAGUGUAAUGUGUCUGUUGGUUAUCCGAGGAAUAAUGUGAACAUUGUGGGGGAAGCCAGCAUUCACAAUUUUAAAACUUUGCUAGACAAAACUUUUUUUGUGACAGGACUGGCUGACCAGAUCUCGGAGCAAGCAACUCAGCGGCCAGACUCUAGCGCUAUCCUUUCUCUGAAGCCAGUGGAUUGGAGCAAAUUCUAUUGUGAUGCUAAAAUGAAGUCGGAAGAGGGAAAGGGCUGACAAACGAUCAAACGUGAAGCUUUCCACGGAAUAGUACACACUAAACCUCAAAAGGGAUGUAUUACGUUUGCACUUAGUUUGUAAUUUUAUGUUUCCAUAGAACUAUAAUGCCGAUUGACUUUGUUUUAAGACUUGGUUACAAAUCGUUUGAAUUUUCAUCGAAAAAUGACCUAAUAUUUACCCUGGCAAUCCCUCGUUACUGUCUGACUAAGAAUUUAGUAAUGCACGGAAAUGAUUUAUCAAACAGGAGUGGACAUUCUUAUCUUGCCAUGUGUGGUUUCUAAGAAGAAGCUGAGUAGGACAGCAAAUAACCACAUUUCUCUGGUCCUCGAUUCGUCUUCUCAAGUGGGCUUUGGUUGACUGAGCCGGAGAGAAGGACUGUCUGCGGUCCUCGCCUCUUCUCGCCUCUGUUGCUGACUAUGGAUAACAGUUUAACCGGCUCUAACAGCACCGUGUUCCAUAGGGGAAAGUCUCUGUAUGUGCAGGCUCGGCUCCAGGGUGGAGCUCCAUGGGGCUUUACGCUCAAAGGUGGCCUUGAACAUGGAGAGGCGCUCAUCAUCUCGAAGGUUGAGGAAGGAGGCAAAGCAGACCAGUUGGAGCAUCCCCUACAGGUGGGAGACCAGGUGGUGAUCAUUAACGAUGUGGAGCUAAGCGGCUUCAGACAGGAGGCCAUCUCUCUAGUCAAAGGCUCCUACAAGACCCUCUGGCUGACCGUCCGCAGGGAGUGCUGCCCUGGUCCGUGCCCUUCAGAGGCCUGCGCCCAGCCCUGCCCGUCCAGCCACAGCACCCCGCGCCACAGCAGAACGUGCUCCGGAGGAGUUCAACUACGCAUCAAGAACAGACGAAGUGAGCCCGCGUCCCGUCCCCACUCGUGGCAUUCCACCAAACUCGCAGACAGCCAGCAGGAUCCCAGCAUGAUGAAAAUAUCCCAGGGCAGCAUGGGAGCUCCCUGGCACCAGAACUACCAUUCCAGUGCCUCCACCACCGACCUCUCCGGCUAUGAGGCUGGAUUCCUGCGGAAGAGCCCGGACCAGUACAGCUCCAGGGGCAGCAUGGAGAGCCUGGACCACCCCAGCCCAGCCUACAGCUCCUGCCAUCAACUGUCGGCCUCCAAGUCUUCCAACAGCAUCGACCACCUGCACAGCAAGCGCGACUCUGCCUACAGCUCCUUUUCAACCAGUUCCAGUAUCCCGGAGUACCUGGCUGCUGCCCCGUCCUUCAGUAACAGGGAGCGCUCCUGCUCCAUGGAGCACGUGCCCCAGACAAGAGGUGCGCCACAGGAGGAGGGGAUGCAGCAGGCGGACAUCCGCUAUGUGCGCACCGUCUAUGACCCACAGCAAGGCGUGUCUGAGGAGCACGAGGUCACGUCUGCCCUCCUGGGCCGAGCUGCUGAUGGGCGGGGACAAGCCCGAGGGGGAGGAGGGGCUUGUCACCGUGGCAGUAGCAGCAGCAGCAGCAGCAGCAGUGGCGGCUCAUCCACCUCCAAUCGCCACAGCGCGGGUCCAGUGUGGGGUUCCCACAGUCGCAGCUCCUAUGAGAGUCUGAAAGGUGCGCCAGCACCUCCCCUACGCAGUGACAGCUUCGCCGCGAUCCGCAACCACGAGCGACCCAACUCCUGGUCCAGCCUGGAGCAGGUCCGUUCCCUGCGCGCCUUGCACAAGGGCUCCUGGCACCAUUCCAGUGGGUCAGUGGCCACAGGGAAGCCCUCGUUCGUGACAGAAGGUCAGCUGCAUACAGUGGUGGAGAAGAGCCCAGAGAGCAGCCCCACCACUCGCCCCAAGCAGGGCUUCCCCCAGGCCUCCCAGCCUGGCCGCCCCAUGUUUCCCACCAGCAUCUACCAAGUGCCCCCGCCCGAGCCCCACUUUGCACAGAUGCCCACCAGCUGCCCCAGCUCAAGCACAGUGUAUCCGGCUCUUGCCAAGGAGAGUCGCUACACCCCCCAGAGAGAACCAGGGGGAGAGGGUGUGGCAGUGGAGAACGGAUACCAAAGCAAUACUCCACAUGGUUCCUCCAGCCCACCUCAUCCAGCAUUUUCCCAGCCCAAACCACUGCCACAAGCCCCGGCAUCCUCCCAGCAUCCUGAGAGGGGCCUGGAGGAGCUCCACGCCAAAUACAGGCCUCACCUGCAGUCUAACAGCUACUGGCCUCCAGCUCCAUCCAUCGGACAGGAAAGAAGAGACCCUUAUACUCCGGUUCAGCCCAGAGGAGAAAGAGCCAGGCAUACCCAGAGCCCAGAGCCCCAAAGCAGCCUCAAACAGAGCAGGGAGGAAGAGCAUGUCAGGAGUCCAGAGCAGAGCUCACAAGCUGAGCCCACGGUGAUGCAGAGCAAAGUGCCACAGGGACAAGUGGCCCAUGGCAACAGAGGUGGCCCCAAUCUCCCUGUGAGGCAUUACAGCGAAUCCAGCGUCUCCCAGGAUCAUGAGCACCUUCUGACACGCCUGGAGAAUGCACUGGCAGAAGUGCAGAGGUGCGCUAGCCCCGAGAGCAGCAGCAGCAGCAGCCAGAACCACUCAGUUGACCGUAGCGUGUCUGUGUUGGAGAGGGUGAGUCGCUUUGAGCGGCGUGAGCCUGGCAAAGUUCGCAGUCAGAGUACCAGCAACGCCUCCUCAACCUCCUACCGUCCAAACCAUACUGCUGCCGGCCCCAAGAGCUCCCUCUCUGGUGUGGAGGACCUUCGCAACAUGCUAGACAGGAACUGUAUCUCUGCCCUUCAAACAAUUCCUCCCAGCUUCUAUUCCAACACCCAAGGGUUUAGUACGGCAUACCAGGAGGGCCACAUGGAGUUACAUCAUAGAAGAGGGAGUAGCGAUCAGGCCCAGCUCAGAUACCUGCCAGAUCCAGCACUGGCCCUGCAGAGAAGCAAAAGUACCUUCCAUUUGGAUGAAGAAAAUGGAACUAGCUCUGAGUGGAAAGAUGACCCCCUGGAUAUUAUAGGUACGAUCCAGGACAGGUCGUACCGGGACAGCAUUAAAGACGCUCAGUCUAAGGUGCUCAGGUCCACCUCUUUCCGGCGGAGGGACAUGAAUCCUCCACCCGUGCCCGUCAAACACCUGUCCCUUGAGAGGAAGGGACCCAAGACCACUCCCAAACCAACGUCCACCUCUCCCCAUACCCCGAAAGAGCGCCAUGUGGUGACACCAGACACGCUGGAAAGGAGCAGUCCUCCAGAACUCCCCAGUGUUCCACCAGUGGGUCCUCCACUCGUGCGGAUCGUGGGGCGCAGUGUUCCACCAGUGGGUCCUCCGCUCGUGCGGAUCGGGGGGCGCAAGCGCCUGACCAUGGACCAGAAGAAGCGCUCCUACUCUGAGCCGGAGAACAUGCACGAGGUCGGACUGUCCGACCCCGAGACUUCCAGGAAGCAGCAGUUCCUCAUCCCGGAGACCAGCGUUGCCGAUCGUCGGAAGAUGUUUGAAAUGGCGUUCAGACGGAAUGCCGGGCCCAAGCCACCAGCCUCACAUCCACAACUGAAGCAGAUGCAGCAGGAUGCUGUGGCUGAGUACAUGAAGCGCAAAACUGGCAAGAGGUCAGAGGGACGCCCCAGUCGUCCCCACAGCGCCUACAUCCAUCCAGCUUCGUGCUCCUCCACUGACUCCCGGAGCCUCUCCUCCACCUCAAGCCUGGCUUCACUGCAAGAGCCUGGGCUAGAGAGUCUGUCCGGGGGUGGCCGUCAGACCUACACUCUUCCGGCCAACCUCCACGGGGACUUCUAUUCUGGCAGGUUGCAUGCGGAGCCCCAACAGGCUGUGUACAGGCCCCAGAGUAAAGCUCCAGAGCCUGAGUGGCUCCAAGAGAGGCAGGUGGACAAAGAAAGACUUGCUUCAGACCCAAGCCUGGCUCAGACAUCUGGUCCAGAUGCACUGUAUCACCUCCCACUCUCCCAGCACCGCGAUGGGGGAUUUGAGAAAGCUGCUCCAGCCCGGAGCUCAGGAAAGUCAGCCUCUGCAGAGGACUUACUGGACCGGCUGGAGAACAGGCCAUCUCCACAGCAUGUCCGGUCCCGCUCCUCGCCCUCUGUAGAGCGGUAUAACCAGGAUUUCAUGGUUGCAGAGCUUAAAUCAUUUGGGCUGAUGUCAAUGGAUCUUGUUCCAUCUGGUCACAGUGCCAACAGGUCUCUGUCGAGUCUGAAGCCUGAGCGCCCCUCUUCAGCCUCAGCGGUGAGAACAGAGCACUACCUACUGAACCAGACCAACUCCCAGGCCCAUGCGCCCGUGGUGCGGAGGGAUCGGCAGCGGCACAGCGACCGCCAGCGUGCCCAGAGCGCCACCGGCCUGGCGGCCUCCGUGGGCCUCCCCUGCCCCUUCUCUCCGCCUGGCAACACUGGCAGCUUGGAGUGGCAGGCAAGCAACAGGCUGUGCGUGGCCAACCUGGAUGCCAUUACCUUCCCCUCCACGCCACAGGGCGGAGCGUCGCGCCACACGAGGAGGGCCUCCACAGGCAUGACCAGGCAGAACUCCAGUGACACCAGCACCUCAGAGGAGACGCUGAAGGACUUUCCCAGCGGCGAACCCGGCCAGUCGGCACCAAAGACACCCCCACCCUCGGAGAAGGGUCUCACUCCCGCCCCACCUAACCUCCCACCCAAAACAUCCCAUGUGGCCCCCGCACACCCCCCACCCCAUUCUCCUGAUCAGUUGCCCCAGCCGUUGCUCUCCCUACGCAUCUCUGAGUCCGCCCUGCGCUACAGUCCUCCGUUGGCCUCCAGCCAAGAAGAUGAUGACGUGUUCCUCCAGGACGUGUCACCUCCCCCCUCCCCCUCGCCACCUCUGCCCAUCCGUGAGACUGACAUCACAGAGGACUUCCCCCCACCGCCACCCCCACUCUCUCUCUCACCCCCUGUAGGAGAGGAGGGCUACAUGGAGCCACCAAUGCCAUGCAUCAGUGCGGAGCCUGUGGAGGAUUUGGUCGUUGGUCAUGGGACAGCAGGAGGGAGUGCUAGCCUCUCCCCUCCUCCCCUGUCUCCGGAGCCCUCACUCAACCCCAGCCUGAGCACCGAGCCCCUGGCUCCCAGCAUCGCUGUCCCAGAAGAGGAUGACGAGAGCCUGGGCCUCGAUCCCCGCCUGCUGUCCAGGAGGGAGAAGUCUGAGGUGGACAGGCGAGUGGAGGCCCUGGCCCGGGAGCUGGUGUCUCGGGACAAGUCCCUGACUCCUCUCCUGGACGGCUGGGCUGGGAGAAGCUCCAUGGAUAUGAUGGAAGAGAUAUUCCCUGCCUACAGACAACGGUCGUCAUGGCAACGGAGAAGGAGCGACGUCAGUCAGGAAGACAGAGGGCCAGAUGAAGUGUGUGACUCCCAGGAGCCCUCGGCCCCAGCCAGCAGGAUGGAGACGGACCUGGACGAGGAGGAAGCUGACCUCACACAGAAGCAGGGGGAGCUGCUGCAGGCGUUGGCCCUGAGUGUUGCGGUGCUGAGGGAGGAGAAGGAGCAGCUGGGGGAGGAGCAGAGGGGCUGCUGUGCUCUGGGGGGCAGCACGGAGGCCCUGGUGCAGGAGCGCUGCAAGCCCAACGAGAGGGACAAGUAUCGCAUGUUCAUCGGGGACCUGGACAAGAUCGUCAACCUGCUGCUGUCCCUGAGUGGCCGUCUGGCCCGUGUGGAGAGCACCCUCACCGCCCUCGAUAGAGAGGCCGAGACCGAGGACAGUGGAGAGGAGAGGGAGACCCUGCAGCAGAAGCGGCGUCAGCUGUGCAGUCAGCAGGAGGACGCUCGUGAGCUAAAGGAGAACCUGGACCGGCGCGAGCGCGUGGUUCUGGACUUCCUCGCCGGCUACCUGACGGCGGCACAGCUGCGCGACCACCGGCGCUACGUGCGCCUCAAGCCCGCCCUGCUCAUCCGCCAGCGCCACCUCGACGACCUCAUCCGUCUGGGGGAGGAGCAUCUGCAGCGCCUGGAGGAGAGGCUCCCCGCUCAGCCCCGCCCCACUGCGGAUGGCCCCGCCCCUCGCUCCACGGCCGUCACCUCGCUCUGACUCCGCCCGCUCACCACUGUGACCGAUGCUGCUGCACACACAGCUGCUACUGAGGAGGACGAGAAACUGAUGAAGAAUGACACUACGAAAAGAAGGGCGGACUGCACCUCAGCGACAUGGCCACUCAUGGCGGACGGGAUGGGAAAGUGCCUUAAGAGUGUGACCACACACACCACACAUAACCACUUUCGCACCCACUCACACACGCUCUUAGAUGAAAGCAGACUUGCUCCAUGUUGCAGUGGGGUCGUACAGAUUGGUUCAAUGGUUAAGUCAGAGACUGGUGCUUCAUGCAUUUACGCAUCUACAUUUUUUCACACCGCCCUCUUUUUGAGGAUGUGGUUCCUGAUUUCAGCCUAUGGCGUUCAAUAAGACGGUCUCAUUCCAGCUGUGUUCUGGUCAGCUGGGUCGGGACACGGGUCUGCUUGAGGCACGGAACAAAGUGCUAACUGAUUGUCUCUGACGGCUGUCCUGGGGGUACGUUUACCCGGCGGCUGCUUUACUGUACUUUGGAUCAAACAUCACCGUGAUUUUGAUGUUCUCUUUCGCGAUGGACAUCGCAGAGCACUUUUAUUCAGGGCAGAUUGACUACUACACGCCCUAAACCACACAGGAGGAGACUGCUCCUCACACCCACAGACGCUUUCAAGAAUCCUUCACAAUAGAAAUAACUUUCUUCAAAACUAUAUCUUUGGAAUUUCAUUCUAAAACAAACUCAAAUGCUGCCAUGACCAACUGCAGUCAUUAUUUAUACAUAAAAAAUAUGUUUGUAUUAUGAAAGUGACUGUACAUAUUAUGUGCCAACAUUUGGUUAUUUGUAAUGUGUAAAAGGAAAAAAAAAACACAUUUUAUAUUGUAUAAAACUGAAGGAAGAGAGAAAUGUCAAUUUUUCUUUGGAAAGAUUGUGAUGUUUCCGAAGAGGUAGGUGAGUUUACACUGGGGCUUUAAGAGACAUGUUGUCACUCGGAACCUUAAGAAACAGCACACAAUGCCAUGGAUGACAGGGUUAUUCUCCUUCAUGUGACAGAAACAUGUCUCGCGUGAGCUGGUCUCCUUAAUGAGGGACUAAACUGCAUCAAACACAAUCCUGUUCUUCAUGAGCUGUCCAGUCCAGAUCGAGGGGCAAAUCCACUGCCCCUGCCCCUGCCCCUGCACACCACCCCAACACUUCCUCUCACUUCUCGUCAUGUUGGAUCUCAACCAAUCACACUGAAGCAAACAUGACGCAUGUGGAUGUAGAAUGCUUCACUGUGGUCAAAUUACAUACAGCUCACACCACUGGAGCACUUCCUCCAAAGCUGUCAGUGUGAGUGCUUUUCUUUUUCAUUUAUUUGAUGUUUUCAGAGCACCUUUUCAACAUUUACAGAGUAUCUUACCAAGUCCUAAUACCUGACUGAUAUAUGAAACACAGGCAAAUUGUCACAUACAAACUAAUUGUCAUGAGCAUAAUUGCCAGCCAUGGUGCCCUCUGCGUUUGACAUGCUUCACUGUUUUGUAAAGGCACAACUGAAAAAUAUUCUGAUUUAAUUGCUGGUUGGUUUCUAAUCUUAUGAUACAGUCUUGCUGUUCACCUUUAUCCUAUGUUGAGAAAAGUGAAGAAGGACUGUUGAAAUAACUGCUCUUCAUUUUGCAAAAUAAAUCUGUUUUUUAAAAAGA